Messenger RNA from Cornus florida, 5098 nucleotides. RefSeq lists its product as uncharacterized. The transcript is spliced from 8 exons. Gene Ontology annotation, biological process: maturation of SSU-rRNA. NCBI's taxonomy places the organism in Eukaryota, Viridiplantae, Streptophyta, Magnoliopsida, Cornales, Cornaceae. Bases 236 to 2629 code for a protein of 797 amino acids. Gene Ontology annotation, molecular function: snoRNA binding; protein binding. Gene Ontology annotation, cellular component: small-subunit processome; Pwp2p-containing subcomplex of 90S preribosome. The record is from RefSeq and is a predicted model, not a curated record.
CUAGUCUACGUUGGCUUGCACAAAUUGUAACAGUAAGAGAAUAAUAAUACUGUACACAAAACUAUAAACAAAAUUUAGUAGUACCACGUACAAGAGAAGCAAAACCUGCAAAACCCAAAUUGCGCGAGAAAAAUAAGAAAGGGUCAAACCCCACUUUAACCCUUAAACCCUAGUAUUCCGAAUUCCUUAUACUUGAACCGCGGCAAAAGCUCCGCCGGAAAGAGCGAGUGUAGCAAUGGUGAAGUCGUACCUCCGAUACGAGCCGGCGGCGGCGUUUGGAGUUAUCGCCUCCGUUGAUUCAAACAUUACCUACGACAGCUCCGGCAAGCACCUCCUCGCACCAGCUCUCGAAAAGGUCGGCCUUUGGAACGUCCGGCAAGGCGCUUGUACCAAAACCCUAGCACCUUCUCCUUCGUCUCGCGGUCCAUCUCUUGCGGUCACCUCCAUUGCUUCCUCUCCUUCCUCUCUGAUAGCAAGUGGGUAUGCUGAUGGUAGUAUAAGAAUUUGGGAUUGUGAUAAAGGAACAUGUGAAACCACAUUGAAUGGACAUAAAGGGGCCACAGUUGCCCUUCGGUACAACAAGCUUGGAUCCUUGCUUGCAUCUGGAAGCAAAGAUAAUGAUAUUAUAUUAUGGGAUGUGGUCGGUGAGACUGGACUUUUUCGGCUUCGUGGGCACCGUGACCAGGUUACAGAUCUUGUCUUCUUGGAUGCUGGUAAAAAACUUGUUAGCUCCUCCAAGGACAAGUUUUUGAGGGUUUGGGAUCUUGAGACUCAACAUUGUGUUCAGAUUAUUGGUGGUCAUCAUAGUGAAAUUUGGUCAAUAGAUGCUGACCCCGAGGAAAGAUAUUUGGUCACUGGGUCGGCAGAUCCGGAGCUUCGGUUUUACAUGGUAAAGCAUGACUUGGUAGAUGGACAGUCUCUGUCUAAUAUAAAUGGAACAGAAGUUAUUAAUGUGAAUGGUGGGGAUUCAUCCACUCAAAGCAAAUGGGAAGUCUUGAAGCAGUUUGGUGAAAUUCAGCGACAGAGCAAGGAUAGAGUUGCAACUGUGAGGUUCAGUAAGUCUGGAAAUCUGUUGGCUUGUCAAGUUGCAGGUAAGAUGGUAGAGAUAUUCUGUAUGUUGGAUGAGGCUGAAUCCAAGCGUAAAGCAAAAAGGAGAAUUAAUAGGAAGAAGGAGAAGAAAUCCACUAAAGGAGCAGUUGAGGUAACUGAAAAUGGAGAUGCAAAUCAAGGAGCUGGAGAAGAAGCCAAUAUUCCUGUUGUUACAGUACCUGAUGUUUUUAAGCUUCUUCAGACUGUAAGAGCUAGCAAGAAGAUAUCCUCUAUUUCUUUCUGUCCGAUCAAUCCUAAGAACUCGCUGGCAACUUUAGCAUUGUCUUUGAACAAUAAUUUAUUGGAAAUUUAUUCUAUUGAAAGCAGUUCAACCACAAAAACCGUUGCUAUUGAGCUCCAGGGACAUCGUGCAGAUGUCAGAAGUGUUACACUUAGCUCAGAUAACACUCUUCUAAUGUCAACUAGUCACAAUGCUGUAAAAAUAUGGAAUCCAAGUACUGGUUCCUGCCUUCGAACUAUUGAUUCAGGAUAUGGAUUGUGUAGUUUAUUUGUUCCUGGGAACAAGUAUGCUAUCGUUGGUACAAAAGGUGGGUCUCUAGAAAUUGUUGAUGUUCAAAGUGGUACUUGCAUGGAAGUAGUAGAAGCUCAUGGUGGUGCUGUUCAGUCUAUUGUGGCAACUCCAGAUGAAAAUGGUUUUGUCACUGGGAGUACAGAUCAUGAUGUUAAGUUCUGGGAGUAUCAGACUGUGCAGAAACCUGGUCGAGAUUCUAAGCAACUAACAGUAUCUCAUGUGAGGAAUAUUAAAAUGAAUGAUGAUGUACUAGUAAUUGCUGUUAGUCCUGAUGCCAAGUAUAUUGUUGUUGCCCUGUUGGAUUGCACAGUGAAGGUCUUCUUUAUGGAUUCACUCAAAUUUUUCCUCUCAUUAUAUGGUCACAAGUUACCUGUGCUGUGCAUGGAUAUUUCCUCAGACGGAGAUUUGAUUGUUAGUGGCUCGGCAGACAAAAACUUGAAGAUAUGGGGUUUAGAUUUUGGUGACUGCCAUAAAUCCAUUUUUGCUCAUGCUGACAGUGUUAUGGCGGUGCAAUUUGUACGCAAUACCCAUUACAUGUUUAGUGUUGGAAAAGACCGCCUUGUAAAAUACUGGGAUGCGGAUAAAUUUGAGUUGCUUUUAACUCUUGAGGGGCAUCACGCUGAAGUUUGGUGUCUUUCAGUCAGCAACCGUGGUGAUUUUGUUGUCACGGGAUCUCAUGAUCGAUCAAUCCGUCGUUGGGAUCGUACUGAAGAACCAUUUUUCAUUGAGGAAGAGAAAGAGAAAAGGUUGGAAGAGAUGUUUGAGUCUGACCUUGACAAUGCAUUUGAAAACAGGUAUGCACCUAAAGAAGAACUUCCGGAGGAGGGAGCUGUGGCUUUAGCAGGGAAGAAAACUCAAGAAACCCUCACAGCAACUGACUCAAUUAUUGAAGCAUUAGACAUGGCUGAGGCAGAAUUAAAGCGUAUUGCUGAACAUGAGGUCACGUUAGGAGCAGAAAAACCAGUGGACAAAUUUUGUUCGGGAGGUGAAGUCAUAAAAGAUAAUUAAAUGCUGUUUGUUAGACAAUUCUUCUUAAAAUGAAAUAGUUUGAAUCUUGAGGCAUUUGGUGAAAAGUUGAAACAUAUUUGUUCCUCUGGUAAGUAGCUGACCACAUUUUAAUUCACAUAUUUUUUUGGGAAAAGAUGUCAAGUGGAAAACAGCAUUCAUUGUCUUAUAUUAUUCAAAUUUACACACCAGUUAUAAGAUGUUCUCUUCCUUAAUCAUUGCAAAUGCGUAAAACUGACCUGUUAGCUAGUUGUCAAUAAACCUCUUCUCAUUCUAAUGAUACGACCUGUCCUUGCAUAGGAUGUGCAAGCUGGCUGCUGAAUUCUUAUAGAAUAAAUUUGAGAGUGAAGAUAACUGUCAAUGCAACUAUUAAUGUGAUUAUUCCAACUAUAUUGAGUAUCAUACAUGUAACGAUCAUAGUAGGGAUCGUUGCUCUUAGAUCCCUUAUUCAUGUACCCUAUAUGAAGCUUUACUGUUCCCUGGGAUUGGCUUUGGGCCUUUCCUGCGCAGCUUAGGUGGAGGGCGAAGAAGACCUCAUUCCAUGAGAGGGGGGAUAACACUUAACAUAUGAAAAUAUGUAAAUGUUUAGUUUUCGUCAAUCAAAAAGAUAUAUAUAUAUAUAUUUUUUGUUGUUCAAUUAGCUGGAAGGUUGCAGAAUCGUAUUGUGUAUCGUUCUCUGUGUAUUUCAUAAUGAUUGUGUAUUGCUUUAUGUCUAUUUUCUUUUUCAUCGAACAGUUUCCUACUCUUACAAUCUGCAAGGUCAAACUGGAUAGCUAGCAUGAUUUAUAAGUUGUAAAGCUGCUGCAGUUUUUCUGUGGUUUGAUGAUUAUUUACUUUUGCAUCAUUUUGUAAAAUUUGCUCCAAAAAAUUUCUUUACACAAUUGGGCACUAAUUCCAAUCUAGGUGGUCCUCUUUACUUUACUAGUGCAAGGAACAUAGUUUAGGUUAUUCAUGGACCUCAAAUUGUUGGGAAUGUUCCCUUAAUUUAUUUGAUGCUUGUUCAAGAAGGAAAAAUAACGAAAAAGUAAAGCAAAAAGACAAAUUGUGUUAAAAGGCACAUUCUAGAACAAAAGGGCUUGUUUUUUCAACUUCCAUGGUUUAACAUUGCUGAGAAUCAUUUUAUUUUUUUUAUUCCUAAACUCACACAGACAUGUUUUUUUGUUUUUUUUUUUUUUUUUUUUUUUUUUUUUUUUUUUUUUUUUUUUUCCUUCCUUUUCUGAUGCUUUUACUAUUGUAUCAUUUAUUAGUUUAUUAUUUUUAAGAGUCAAAAACUUUUACGUUUUUACUUCAUGGCUUGAGGUGCAUCCCCCUUCCUUGUGUGAAGAAAAUGAAUACUUUUCCUUCACUUCUUCAUUCAAGAGUAUGGAUGAAACUUCUCGUUAUCAUCUUCCUGCAAUUAUCAUUUCUAAGGUUGGCCUUGUCUUCAUGCUCAUAGUGUAUGUUGUAAUGUUACACAUUGUUAUAUUUCUAGAGAAAGAAUUGGUUUUUUGCAAUAAGAAGCAAAAGUUCUUGUGUUAAUGUAGCCAGAGUAGAUUGCUGAUGAUGUAAAUAACUAAUUUCACCCCCUUUUGCACUAUUGUCAGCUUAUGCUUGUUUUACUCGCGAUUCCUGACACCUCUAUGAUAUGCCAUCAGAGAGAACAUUGAGAAAGAUAUUGAGAGGGGGAGGAGAGGAGGACUGAAUUAUAAUACAUGCAGCUUGGCAUACUGAUGGAGGGGAGUAUAGCCAAAUAUGAAUGGGUGUGGUGAUGACAUAAAUAGUGAAGCUAUUAGUAAAAAGCUUUUAUGAGUAUUGAUUGAUAACAUUUGUGAUGAGUUUGGUCACAUUUGUUUGUAUAUGGGUAGACAGCUUUUCCUAUUCACUCGAUACACUACAAGUAAAAUGAAUUGAGAAAAUUGUUAGUUGGUUUUUGGGGGUUAAGGGAUUCAUACCAAAAAUAUAUAUUUUUGGAUUUUGUUUUCAGAUUUGACAUUGAUGAUAUCUAUGUUUAUUUGCAAUAUGCUAUUUCUUGUCUCUUUGUUUCAGUGCUAAUUAUUUCCAUCCUGUUAUAUUGAAUAUUUGAUCUUCAUAUACUUCUACUCUGUUUAGAGUACCUAUGAUUAUAACAACCUUAAUAUUUUUGUUGUCUCAAAUGUUCUACCUUAUUAACUUCUAUGAAAAGGUACAAUUGAUAUGAAACAACAUAGAAUCACAAGGUAGUACUUGAAAAAAAAAAAUGUGACUUUUUUGAUUUCAGGAUCUUGAAACAAUCUACGAUCUAGAUAUUCUUGUUAUAUCUUGCUGGGUAAGGAAAAAAAAAAAAAGAACUUAUGAUUACUGAAGUACUUGAAAAUAAAAAAAUGCAUCGGCCAUACUUGUAGGGAUUAUGAUGAUUUAAACUCUGAAAUAGGAAGCAAAUAAUGGGAACUUUAAUGUUUAAUCAGUUUCUUAAGAUCCUGGAUUUGAUUUUAGAAUUGUGACUGUGUUUUGUGA